GUUCACCUUACACAGUGACAACAUCAACACACAAAGGUCACAGUUGAGAAAAAGCGAGGACUCAUAUGUUCUUUACAGACAAAGUGAACCAAAGCCAACAAGUUAGAGAGGAGGGGAGGCAUAACGGAUUACCAUGGUGGCCAUCACAGAGUUCCAGAAGAUUGGUAUUGGUGUGAUGGGAUUUGGUUUAUUCUUCCUGCUCUUUGGUGUGCUGCUGUACUUUGACUCUGUCUUGCUGGCAUUUGGGAAUAUCCUGUUUUUGACUGGGUUGACAUUCAUCACUGGUUUCAAAAGGACAGCCCACUUCUUCUUCCAAAGACACAAGUUUCGAGGUUCUUUUUUCUUCCUGGGGGGCGUGUCUCUGGUGUUGUGCCGUUGGCCAAUCAUUGGAAUGCUGGUGGAGAGUUAUGGCUUUGUGCUUUUAUUCAGGUCCUUCUUCCCCAUGGUCUUGGGAUUUGUGCUGUCAGCUGUUAAUAUCCCUUUCCUCAAUGCCUUUUUCUCCAACAGCUCCUCCAUGGUCUGAGCAGAGGAACAUGUUACAGCAGUGAGAGAGAAGAGGGGUGGGGGUUGACCAGUAAGAGUAGUUUAUUUUUACAAUGUACUGUAUUUUGUACCAUAUUAGGUUACAAUUAAUAACCAAGAAGUCAAAUGCUUAAAAGCUACAAAAUAAAAGAAAAUCUUGUUGUACA
This is a messenger RNA of Lates calcarifer (barramundi perch), 689 nucleotides long. It is a transcript of the gene golt1a, whose product is annotated as golgi transport 1A. Gene Ontology annotation, cellular component: endoplasmic reticulum; membrane. The record is from RefSeq and is a predicted model, not a curated record. Gene Ontology annotation, biological process: endoplasmic reticulum to Golgi vesicle-mediated transport; retrograde transport, endosome to Golgi. Lineage: Eukaryota; Metazoa; Chordata; Actinopteri; Centropomidae. The coding region runs from base 134 to 523 and encodes 129 amino acids. The transcript is spliced from 5 exons.